GGACUAAUGGUGUCAACAAAAGCCCAGGAUGCUCUGUAGUCAGUCUUUCUCAUUGGUCACAGUCUGGUCACCUGUGCUAAAACAUGCAAGCACUGAAGCUCACAAUAUUUGUGCUAUGGAAUCUGACCAAGUGCCCACUCUUGGCUCUGGGGUCAAUUAUGAAGAGGUGGAUGCCCUGAGCCAGAAGCGAAUUAUUACAUUCAUCAAUGAGUUUGUAUGCCAGACAGUGACAUUCCUUAACAAAUUUGCUUCCAACUGUGAAGACAAACUCAUCACAGUUGACAACAGAUUAGAAAAGCUGGAGACCAUGCUGUCCAUUCUUGAGGCAAAGCUGUCUUCUGUCCCUGACCUGGCGACACGACAGACAGCCCCACCUCAGAGACCAGCUCCCACCAGUGGCGAAUCGGUGGGACCUGCGCAGGCGGAGGUUGACCUGUCGGCGCCGCCUCCGUUGGGUGGCGAUCAGUCAGCGGCAGUCCAGCCCGCUGACGACCCGUCGACGGCCGGCCUGCUGUGCUUGCGGCAAACUGAGCCUUACCGUCGCUACUUCCGUAUGCUGGAGGUGGGCGUGCCGGAGCCGGCGGUGCGGCUCAAGAUGUGCCAGGAGGGCCUGGACCCGGACGCGCUGCAGCGGGGUGGCGAGCUCGUGCCGCCGCCGGACGUGCCGACCGUCCCGGCCAGAUCCGACACCGCAAGCUGGGCGUCCGACUCCAGCGGCAGCUGAACCAUGCCUGGAUCUAUGGUGGCCGGCCACCGUGAGGCGACGCAGCGCGUCGGUGGCGAGAAUGAUCAGAUAGACUCAGUGACGAAGGCAUCCCUGGUCAGAUGCACGAUUCUCAAUGAUGACGUGGACGUGGCUGUACACAGUGAUACGUGGUGAGGAGCUGAUCUACUUGUAUAAUGGUUUAUGAUGUGGGGCUGUUCAAUGUUGGAUGAAGGCAUUUGUUGUGAUAUGCGUGUCAUACUUUUGCUUCAGCAUUAUUCCAUUUCGAGACGGAUUUGCAUGUAACGUGCGUGCACACAGAAAAUGGCUUCAUCCAUAAUUGUGUUGUGCUUUCCGCUGCGAUCGGCUCACCUCUGCAGCCGAUGAAAUCAUUGGCGCAUGCUAUGCCGCAAGGGUCACGUUACGUGAACAUGUCUGAAUUUUUGCAUUAGGUAGUCACGGGCAAAAGUACAAAUAUCUCGCCUUCUAGGUCAGACGUUUUGAUGACUUGAUUCGUGGGAUUUACUUUUGUCUGUCAUGAUGUCAGGCCUCGUCUGCCAUUCAAAAAUAGGAGACAUUUCUAAGGUGAUCCGGCCAAUGAUCAGCCAGCCGAUCCUGAUGGCACUGCUCCACCUGUUAGACUGCUUCACCCUCUGCAGGUACACGCUUAAGUGGCGGCCUGAUAUCAGAAAAGCGAUCACGCUACCCAAGGUGUGCGUAGGCACUUACCCAAACAUAUUUGACGGUAUUUGCCACAUUUGGCACCAGAUCUGUCCACGCACGUUGUGUGAUUGGUCUGCUGCAGUAUACUGGGUUGGACAUGGGCCGACAGACUCUCAUAAGAAAUGUUGUUAGUGGAGGUAGAUGAGUAUUCUGCGGGCAUGCAGGAUGCAGGUCACAAUAAUACAUGUUUAAAUGUU
Pollicipes pollicipes is the source of this 1623-nucleotide messenger RNA. RefSeq names its product Coiled-coil domain containing 53 (gene CCDC53). Lineage: Eukaryota; Metazoa; Arthropoda; Thecostraca; Pollicipedomorpha; Pollicipedidae. The record is from RefSeq and is a predicted model, not a curated record. The coding region runs from base 29 to 724 and encodes 231 amino acids. Gene Ontology annotation, cellular component: WASH complex. The transcript is spliced from 4 exons. Gene Ontology annotation, biological process: exocytosis; actin filament polymerization.